Messenger RNA from Musca vetustissima, 1350 nucleotides. RefSeq names its product charged multivesicular body protein 7. NCBI's taxonomy places the organism in Eukaryota, Metazoa, Arthropoda, Insecta, Diptera, Muscidae. Bases 1 to 1350 code for a protein of 449 amino acids. The record is from RefSeq and is a predicted model, not a curated record. Gene Ontology annotation, biological process: late endosome to vacuole transport via multivesicular body sorting pathway; vesicle budding from membrane. Gene Ontology annotation, cellular component: ESCRT III complex; multivesicular body. The transcript is spliced from 4 exons.
AUGUGCAGUCCAACAUCUACUUUGGGGUCUCCCAACAAAUUCCCAUUACCGUCAGUUCUAAGGGAUGAUGCCCGCGUACAAGCAUUGUAUGGUCCCUUUCGGGAACGAAGUGUUAAUCCAGAGAACUACGAUUCAAAAAUGAAAUUCUGGAAAGACACAAUUGUGGAAUUCUGUUUGCACAAAGGGAUGGCUACCUUUUCCAAGAAUGAGUUGUUGCACACAUUUACAGUUGGCCAAAGAGUUCCUUCUUGCCUAGAUACGGUGAUCGAUGAAAUGAAAAAGAAUGGCCUAAUUCGGCCACGAUUGGAAUACGAGUACGAUCCUGCAAACGGCUGGGCCGGAUGGGCUGUGCUAAGGCUUUGGAAAACUCCUUUGAAUCGCAUCAAAAACGUUAUUUUGCCAACGAACACACGCCAACUAGGUCACAUGGAGUAUAAAUAUUGUUGUAAUUUGCAAUCGAUUUUUGAGAAGCCCCCCUACCCUGGAUCCAUAUAUAGUUUUGAAGAAGUGAAAAAUAACAUAUCUGCCCUACUAAACAUAUCCGAGGAUUGUCUAGUCCUGUGCCUACGGACAUUGUUCUGCCAACAACAGAUAGGAUUGCGUUACCGACAGAAUGCCAAUGCCGAUGGAAAUAAUAAUGAAAUGAUACACUUGAUAAAGAUACCAUCCACAUCCAAUUCAUCUGUAACCGUGGACGACUCAGACAUUGCGUUACACAAUCUUCAAAUAACAAGACAAUCCUUACUGAAGCAACUAGAACACUUGGAACUUCAGAUUUCUGAGAACGAAGAAAAGACUCGCCAAUAUAUUAGAGAAAAUAAAAGGUUAUUGGCCAAGACUUACCUGCGCAAGAGACAUCUUCUUGAAAAGAGUCAUGUAAAACGCAGCGACGCAUUGCAUAACAUCGAAUCCCUCAUUUCCAACAUAGACGACGCUAAGCAUAACGGUGUAAUUUUGGAUGCGUAUAAAUAUGGGACGAAGGCCUUGCAAGAUGUCCUUAAAACAUCUAACCUCACAUUCGAUAAUGUUGAAGAAGUUGUUUCAGAUAUGCGUGAAACGCUGGAUAUGAAUAACGACCUGCAAGAAACUAUUGCUAAAGCAACUCCUUCGGAAUGUUUGUCGACGGACGAAGAAGAUGAAUUGGAACGAGAACUCAAGGAGCUUUUCGGAGAUCGCUCUGCUCCUUCAUCGACCAAUAUACCAGAUGUCUGGCCGACUAGUGAUUCUCGGGAGUCAGCAUCGCAGAAAAUUGAAAUAAGUGAUGCUGAGCUAAUAGCGAUGCUGGACGGCUUAGAUGUAGAGCAAAAAACACCUGUGAACAGCUUCAGUAUCAGUGAUGCUAAUAUUUAA